ACUCCAGGAACAACAUAACAUACAGCAUAAGUCUCAAUUCUAUGAACAUCGAGCGAAAAUAAUGGCGACAGCGCGCUCUCUGCAAAUCCUCAAGAGACAGCAGCAGUUAUUUAACAAGGUGCAUUCAGCAUGGGCACCCAGAGGUUUUGCAAAUAAAACUGAUGAAGGCUGGUUGAGUUCCAUGUUUGCACACAAUGUGGAUGCCAGGAAAGAUGCCCACUCCAAUCUGCUCUCCAAGAAAGAAACCAGCAACCUCUACAAGAUACAAUUUCACAAUAUCAAGCCAGAAUGCCUAGAGGCAUACAACAAACUGUCAGCUGAGGUGCAGAAAGAGCUUCAUCGUGAUGCGGACUAUCCAUGUGAAGUCGUGGGAAGCUGGAACACUUGGUAUGGUGAACAAGAUCAGGCAGUGCAUCUCUGGAGAUACUCUGGUGGCUAUCCUGCUCUGACGGAGUGUUUACGCAAACUGAACCUCAAUACGGCAUAUCUUGCAUUUCGAAAAGAGAGGAGUAAAAUGCUGAUCUCUCGACGGAACCAACUUCUUCUGGAGUUCAGUUUUUGGAACGAGCCGGCACCAAGAAGUGGACCCAACAUUUAUGAAUUGAGAUCAUAUAAACUAAAACCUGGCACGAUGAUCGAAUGGGGAAAUCAUUGGGCCCGAGCAAUUAAAUACAGACAGGAAAACAAUGAAGCAGUGGGCGGCUUCUUCACUCAGAUUGGUGAUUUGUACGUUGUUCAUCAUUUAUGGGCUUAUAAAGACUUGCAGACCAGAGAAGACACAAGGAAUGCUGCAUGGUUAAAAGAGGGCUGGGAUGCCAAUGUGCACUAUACAAUGCCUCUGAUCCAGAGAAUGGAAUCAAGAAUUAUGAUCCCUAUGGAGCAUUCACCUCUGCUGUGAAUUCAGCACUGUUGCAGCCGUGAUGAUACCAGAAGAUCACAAUCCUCUCACGUAACCUGUCAAGAAGGCCCAGGUCACAUUUCACCCAAUAACCAGAAGAAAAAAGAAGAAGAAAAGAAAUCAUAUUUUGCAUAUAAAGAACAUAGUCAACUAAGACCCUUAGAAUGUUUUGCAUUGUUAUAAUUACUGUAAUGAAGUCAUUUGUUUUACUGUAUUAAUUUAUAAUAUAAUAUAUAAUCAUAUAUUGUAAAAAUCAAUAAAUUAAUUAACAAUUAA
Molecule: messenger RNA, 1174 nt
Organism: Xyrauchen texanus (razorback sucker)
Lineage: Eukaryota; Metazoa; Chordata; Actinopteri; Cypriniformes; Catostomidae
Product: protein NipSnap homolog 1-like
Exons: 10
Coding region: 62-898 (278 amino acids)
Cellular component (GO): mitochondrion
Source: RefSeq, a predicted model, not a curated record